Molecule: messenger RNA, 2839 nt
Organism: Solea solea (common sole)
Lineage: Eukaryota; Metazoa; Chordata; Actinopteri; Pleuronectiformes; Soleidae
Gene: znf362a
Product: zinc finger protein 362a
Exons: 9
Coding region: 228-1565 (445 amino acids)
Biological process (GO): regulation of transcription by RNA polymerase II
Cellular component (GO): nucleus
Molecular function (GO): DNA-binding transcription factor activity, RNA polymerase II-specific; RNA polymerase II cis-regulatory region sequence-specific DNA binding
Source: RefSeq, a predicted model, not a curated record
UGGUUGAAAUUAAAAGCCAUGAAAAAUGGGGUUUUAAGAGGGGGAAAAAAAAUCGUCUCGGUGUUGUUGUGCUGAACAAUUCCUCGCCUGCAGCACCCAGAAGUGAACAGCAGGCGACCCGGAAGGCUUGAAGUCCGACAGGGAGCAAGGCAGAAAGAGGAGACUAAUCCUAAAUAAAAUAUCCCUGCUGCUGCUGCUUCUCUUUCUCUCUCUCUCACUGGCUCAGGAUGGCUGAAUCUCGCUUUAAUAAUCCCUACUUUUGGCCUCCACCUCCUGCGAUGACUGGUCAGCUGGAUAACCUAGUCUUGAUCAAUAAAAUCAAGGAGCAGCUGAUGGCGGAGAAGAUCCGACCGCCGCAUCUCUCCGCUGCCUCAGCCCCCUCCCAACAGCCCUUACUGGCUCCUCCCAGUCAGGUAGAGAGUGGCCAGCAGGGAAUGACCAAAGCCCAGCAGAUGCAGGUUCUGCACAGCCACAGCUCGUCUCAGCCUGAUAUCGCCCUGCACGCCCGGCCCACCUCCAGCUCAGUCACAGGUCGCAUUUUUGGGGACGUAAACUUGAAUCUUGAUGAUAAGGCCGCUGUAAAGGCCAGAGGAUUAUGGGAAGACUGGCAUCUGCGCCAACUCAUUGAUCAUCCUUCGCGGACAAACCACGUCUCAGGUGUGGCACUGGCAUCCAGAACAGGCAACCUCAACACCUCAGAGAUCAUCACCCCCAGCACGCCCACCUCGAGCUGCCACAGUCGGCUGGGCGGAGCUCCGACCCAUCACCUCAUCUCAGGGUUAGCCGGUGGCCACGGGAUGGAGCUGGGGAAAAACUGCGAGGGGCUUGUGGGACUCCUCGGGCCUCCUCCGAAGGAGGAACGGGGCCGUAAGAAGAUCAAAGCAGAGAACGGCUCGUCGCUGUUGGUGGUGCCAUAUCCAAUCCUAGCCUCAGGCAAUGACCAGUCCUGUGUUAUCACUGCCAAAGAGGGAAAGACCUACAGGUGUAAAAUGUGUCCUCUGACUUUCUUCUCCAAGUCGGACAUGCAGAUUCAUUCGAAAACACACACAGAGGCCAAGGCUCACAAGUGCCCUCACUGCACCAAGUCGUUUGCAAAUGCGUCCUACCUGGCCCAGCACCUGCGCAUACACCUGGGCAUCAAACCUUAUCGCUGCUCCUACUGUGAGAAAUGUUUUCGCCAGCUCUCCCACCUGCAGCAGCACACGAGAAUCCACACGGGGGACCGACCGUACAAAUGCGCCCAUCCAGGAUGUGAAAAAGCUUUUAGUCAGCUCUCUAAUCUGCAGUCUCACCAGAGGCAGCACAACAAAGACAAACAAUUCAAAUGCUCCAACUGUUACCGUGCCUAUUCAGACUCUGCCUCACUGCAAAUCCACCUGUCUGUCCACGCCAUCAAAAACGCCAAGGCGUACUGUUGCAGCAUGUGUGGCAGGGCAUACACCUCAGAGACGUACCUUAUCAAGCACCUGGCGAAGCAUGCAGUGGUGGAACACGUGAUGUCGCACCACUCGCCUCAGCACAGGACAGAGUCCCCGUCCCUCCCUAUACGGAUCUCCCUCAUCUGAUCUCCUCACUCGUCUCUCGUCGGAGACGCGAUAUCUCAGCAUUCCUUCAGAAGGACUUCAAUCCGUAAAUAGGUUCCAAAAAUGUGCCAGAUCGUUGUGAAGAGGAGCGCGACCUCCUUUCUUCUCUUGCUGACCAGAUAGUAUUAUCGGAGACAUCCAAAGAUGAUUUCUCAGCACUUUCAGGCCUAAAAAUGACAGGCCAAAAAAAAAAUGUCUUUUUCUAUAUGACAAAAAAAAAGAAAGAAAAGAAAAGGUUUUGCCCUAGGCAGCUACAUGGAAAAUCUUUUUUAACUUUGUGUGUUACAUAAGUCUUUUUUAUAUGGUCCUUUAUUUUCUUUACUCAAGCCUUUUUGAAAAACCAAUAAGUAUUCGCAUCAGACAAAGUCUUCCUUUAGCCACGUGGCCAACUGAACAUAAAGGUGAAUGCUUAGAUGAUGUGUAUUCUCGUACUGUAUGCAGUAUUGUGCCACUUUUUAUCUCAAUGUUUGCAAUAUUUCACCGUUUACUGUAUGUGGCCAUAAUCAACACCUAGACCACCAGUUAACAAUCUCACUCUAGUCAUGCAACUUAUAUAUAUACAUAUACAUAUUUAUAUGUAUAUACAUAUACAUAUACAUAUAUGUAUGUAUAUAAGUUGAAUGACUAUAUAUAUAUAUAUACAUAUACAUAUAUGUAUAUGUAUAUAUAUAGAUAUAUAUAGAUAUAUAUAUAUAUAUAUAUAUAUAUAUAUUGCAGUGUUAUGAAAAUAUUAAAUUUAACAUGGCCGAGUUAACGAUACUCAAAAUCAUAGGCACAGUUAAAAAAAAUCUUUCUCCAGUGGCAAUUUAAAAAAAACGCACUACAAAUAUGUGAUUUUCAGAUUUUGCUUUCACAAAUUGACGUAGGUUAAAGGAAACAUUUAGGAAACAUUAGUCAAAACUCUUUUAUGCCCAGUACACCACCACCACAGCAUUUUGUCAUGUUCACAGAUAAAUAAAUGGAAAAACUGAAAAGUUACACGACAACAUGUUAGAAAGAUGAUCCCUCUGUUUGGUUUUCAGUCAGGUGUAACGGAAGCUUCGCCUUCCGUUUGCAUAUUUUUUCUUUUUCUGUUGUUUUCCGGACGAACACUUUUGCCAUUUUAUAUGCGUUUAAGCCUUAACUUUGUUCAAACUCUAGGAUCCACGUAGUCGUUUUGCCAUCUUGCAUUUGCCACGUUAUCAUCGCAUGAUUGACACUGUAAAUAAUCUAUAUUAACUGUCAGCCCGUUUAUAAUAAAUAUUUCUGUAAUUACA